Molecule: messenger RNA, 971 nt
Organism: Daucus carota subsp. sativus
Lineage: Eukaryota; Viridiplantae; Streptophyta; Magnoliopsida; Apiales; Apiaceae
Exons: 6
Coding region: 208-837 (209 amino acids)
Source: RefSeq, a predicted model, not a curated record
UUAAAAAAAGGUAAAAAAUAAUUUGGCAAUUCCCAGAUCAAACUAUCCCGAACAAAAAAAAUAAUAUCCCCCACGCUGGUGUAGCCAGAGCCACCAGUUUCAAGUUUCAACACUCCAUGGACCUCUGAAGUCUGAAUCCACAACACGCCUUCCUCCCAUUUUUUGAUAUCUGGGAUAUACAAUAUUGUGCAAGAAAAGAUUUUAGAAAUGGCAGCUCUAUCAAGUUUAGAAUUUAAUGUAAAUUUGAGGAAGGGAUUUUGUAUUACCACCAGCAUCUUGGCUCCUACAUGUUUACAACAAAGGCCAAGGACUAGUAACCAUUUUACAAAAGAUAGAAUUAUUGCACAAAACUUAUCUUCGAACAGAAAUUCAAUAUUCCCAAGUCGUACGUUGCAAAGCAACAUAUCAACCGAGUUUAUCUCUACCGUUUGCAGAAGCAGUGAGCCAUCAAAUUCUAGCGUCAAUAAUGAUGAACCAACUAAGCAGGGCAAGGUACCCUUUGGAUAUACAAGAAAGGAUGUUAUAUUGAUUGGAGUUGGGGUUACAGUUGGUGGCAUCGCCCUAGAAAGUGGGUUAGAGUAUCUUGGAGUUGAUCCAUUACAAGCAGGAAAUGUGGUUCAGUUGGUUUUAGUUCUUGGUUUAACUAUUGGAUGGAUAUCCACUUACAUCUUUAGAGUCUCCAACAAGGAAAUGACUUAUGCUCAACAAUUACGUGACUAUGAAAACAAAGUCAUGGAGAAACGUUUGGAGGGUUUAACGGAAGCAGAGUUAGAGGCAUUGCUCGAACAAGUUGAAGAAGAGAAAAGAACCCUUGCCAGUGGUGAGAAUGCUAAGUAAAGCUAGUAUUACGGUAUAUUAUCCACAUAGAAUUUGAUACUAAAAUAUCUGUAUAAAGUAAACAUUGUAUAACUGUACUGCAUAGCUAGUUUUAUUUUAUUUGCUAUAAAAGAUAAUCUCAUCGUUCUGGGGUA